This is a messenger RNA of Phalaenopsis equestris, 1512 nucleotides long. RefSeq names its product adenosine deaminase-like protein. Gene Ontology annotation, biological process: adenosine catabolic process; inosine biosynthetic process. Gene Ontology annotation, molecular function: adenosine deaminase activity. The transcript has 12 exons. Lineage: Eukaryota; Viridiplantae; Streptophyta; Magnoliopsida; Asparagales; Orchidaceae. The coding region runs from base 16 to 1311 and encodes 431 amino acids. The record is from RefSeq and is a predicted model, not a curated record.
UUGGCGGCAUCGAUCAUGGAUUACAAAUUAUUUUCAGUAAAAGAAUCUCAAACCGGCAUUCCAAAUUUGAAAACUCACGUCGCCGCACUAUAUAAUAAUAUGCAACAAUCAUUCCAAUCCCUACCUUCAAAGCAGAGAUUUUUAUUCGAGUCUCGAGCUAGAGAACGAGCCAACGAACCAGGGCGGCCACUGAUGGAGAAAUGCAAAGAUUUGUCGGAAAUGAAGGAGUGGUGCCGUGCAAUUCCCAAGAUAGAGCUCCACGCUCACCUCAAUGGCUGCAUCCGAGACUCCACUCUUCUAGAACUUGCAAAACUGCUUGGUGAAAAGGGUGUCAUCAAUUUUGGUGAUGUAGAGCAUAUAAUCAGAAAAUGUGGUCGAUCCCUGACGGAGUGUUUCCAGCUUUUUGACUUGUUCCACAUACUCACAACCGAUCACGAAACAAUAUCACGGAUCACGAAGGAAGUUAUUGAAGAUUUUGCCGCUGAAGAGGUCGUUUAUUUGGAGCUAAGGACAACACCAAAGAGUAAUGAAGCAAAGGGUAUGACAAAGCGUUCUUAUAUGAAAGCAGUUGUCAAUGGUCUUAGAUCUGUUGAAACUGUUGAUGUCUCUUUCAUCAACUUUAAUGGAAAGACAGAGAACUUCUGUGAAUCAAUGCAAAAAAGUAGUAAAACUUGCAUGGAAACAAAAAAGAUAUAUGUUCGUCUACUUUUGAGUAUUGACCGUCGUGAAACAAUGGCAGCGGCAAUGGAGACGGUUUCUUUGGCUUUAGAAAUGAGAGAAUUUGGGGUGGUUGGCAUUGAUCUUUCUGGAAAUCCUGUAGUUGGGGAAUGGACUACUUUUCUGCCAGCUCUGAAGUAUGCUAAAGAGCAGGGUCUUCCUGUAACUCUUCAUUGUGGAGAGGUAUCCAACAAGAUGGAAAUCCAAGCAAUGUUGAAUUUUUCUCCUAAUAGGAUCGGUCAUGCUUGCUUCCUUGAUGAGGAUGAUUGGCAUAAGGCCAGAUUUUUACGCAUCCCAGUUGAGAUAUGUUUAACAUCCAAUCUCAGGACAGAACGUUUCUCAUCGAUAGAUUUACAUCAUUUUGCUAAUCUUUACAAUUCCAACCAUCCACUGGUCUUAUGCACUGAUGAUACAGGCUUGUUCUCCACCAGCCUUUCCAACGAGUAUUACCUUGCUGCUGAGACAUUCGGACUUGAUAAAAAGGACAUAUUUAAGCUUGGGGCAAAUGCUAUUGAAUAUGUUUUUGCUGACAAUGAGGUGAAGAAGGCAAUUAGAGAAAUCUUUCGGGCUUUCGAGAGAAGAAUUGCUGAUUAGUUUCCUUCAUGGAAACUAUGAGUAGGCUUAUCCUUUAUUGAAGCUUUUAAUUAAAAUAUUAUAGUUGAUGUAUGCUGACAUAGUUAUUCUUUUAGUAAAAUGUGAUGUCAGUAACAUCAUGAUUAGUCAUAAAUGACAUCAUGCGUACACUAUUAUCUUUUAAUGCAAUUAUCUUUCAUAUUAUGAUUUGCGGUUUUAUUA